Strongyloides ratti is the source of this 1200-nucleotide messenger RNA. RefSeq names its product Differentially expressed in FDCP 8 homolog. The record is from RefSeq and is a predicted model, not a curated record. Lineage: Eukaryota; Metazoa; Nematoda; Chromadorea; Rhabditida; Strongyloididae. The coding region runs from base 1 to 1200 and encodes 399 amino acids. The transcript has 2 exons.
AUGACAACAAUAUCCGAUUUGAUAAAAUUAUUGCCAGAGGUAAGGGAAGGUGUCGAUGUUUGUAUGAAGAGUGAUGAAAAUUCAAGAAAUAUGGAAAAUGCUGAAAUGCACGCAAUUGUAAAAACUUGUAAUAAAUUAUUAAUUGAUGAGAAGCGGAAGGACUCAAUUACUUUUAGAGAAGAGGUCAUGUCGCUAUUAGUUGCCACAAAAUGGGAACUAUUUCAAAUAAAGGAUCCUUCAAUAAGUAAGGAUGAAUUUGAAGAAGUAAUAUGUAUAAAAAAUCACCAGUUUGUUCGAAGACCUGAUUUUGGUGACAACCCUACUUGUGAAUGUUGUAGAUCUCAGAUAUGGAGAAGGUUACAAAAUUAUUAUCGUUGUAAAUUAUGUGGCUUCAAAUGCCAUUUCUCUUGUACAAAUAAUGUUCAUAGAAAAUGUGUUGGGAUAAAAUUUAGGAGUCCAAAUUUUAAAGCAAUACUUGAUAUAAGACCUGAAUCAAGUUUAUAUGAGCAAAAUUUUCAAUGUUAUGAUUGUGGUAAAGAGAUUUCACUUGAUGAUUUAGAUGAUAGUUAUGAAAUGGCAAAAUUAUGUGAUUAUUCUGGAAAAUAUUUUUGUGGUAGUUGUCAUUGGGAUGAUGAAAUGCCUAUUCCAGCUAGAUUAGCAUUAAAUACAGAUAGUAGAAAAAGAGGUAUUUCAAGAUCAAGUAAAGAAAUUCUUCAAUAUAUAUUUAGGAAACCAUUAAUUAAAGCAGAAGAUAAAAAUAAAACAGCUUUUUGUAUUGAUGAUCAUUUAAACCCAAUGAAAAAGUACAGAGAAGAUAUUUUAAGAAUGAAACGUUAUUUUACUGUUUGUAGGCAUCCUAGUUGUUGUGAAUUUGUCGAAUUAUUACAGAAUUAUCAACAUUAUCUCGAAACUUCAGAUAUGUACUCAUUAAAAGAUUUAUAUGAAAUUAAAAAAGGAAGACUUGUAGAAAAUAUAGGAAAAGUGUUAACUAAUUUUCGUAAACACAUUUCUUCAAAUUGUGAUAUAUGUCAAGAAUUAGGAUAUAUUUGUGAAUUGUGUAAUGAUAAAGAAGUAAUUUAUCCUUUCAAUGAAGGUGUUGUACAAUGCUGUUACUGUUCAAAUGGAUAUCAUAUCCGGUGUUUCUUACGUGUUAGUGCAAAAUGUCCAAAUUGUGAAAGAAUAAAAUCUGAUAGUGAAUAA